AUGGAAAAUGUUUCAGUCAUGUGUAAGGUAGAAGAUGAGAUGAAUUUGCCACCUGGGUUUAGGUUUCAUCCAACUGAUGAAGAGCUUAUAAGUCAUUAUCUUUAUAGAAAGGUAACUGACAUUAACUUUUCUUCAAGGGCCAUUGGAGAGGUUGAUUUGAACAAAUCUGAGCCUUGGGAUUUGCCUUGGAAAGCAAAAAUGGGUGAAAAGGAGUGGUAUUUUUUCUGUGUGAGAGAUAGAAAGUAUCCAACAGGUUUGAGGACUAAUAGAGCAACUGAAGGUGGAUAUUGGAAGGCAACUGGAAAAGAUAAGGAGAUUGACAGAGGAAAAUCUCUUAUUGGAAUGAAGAAAACUCUUGUUUUCUACAAAGGAAGAGCACCUAAAGGAGAGAAAACUAAUUGGGUCAUGCAUGAAUAUAGACUUGAGGGUAAAUUCUCUGUUAUCAACCUCCCCAAAACUGCAAAGAAUGAGUGGGUGAUUUGCAGGAUAUUUCAGAAAAGUCUAUCAGACAAAAAGACAUAUACUCUUUCUUCUGGGGUAAUGAGGUUAGAAUCUCUUGGAAAUGAAAUGAGUUCUUCUAUUCUUCCACCUUAUUCCAUUAACAAAACCAAACCACCUUACGUGUCCUGCUUCUCCAAUCCAAUUGAAACAAACCAAGUUGAAACCUUUGAUUCCUUUACCAACACCCCUUUUGAGCUUCCUUCAAAUCAUACAAUUCAUCUUCCAAAAAACUCACUUUCCAUUGGCUCAUUUUACUCUACUCAUGAACUUCAAGCUACACCAAAUUUUCCAUCACAUAUGGAUCUAUCUCCCUUGUGGAACUAUUAA
Messenger RNA from Vicia faba (fava bean), 828 nucleotides. The record is from the annotation of a GenBank genome assembly. NCBI's taxonomy places the organism in Eukaryota, Viridiplantae, Streptophyta, Magnoliopsida, Fabales, Fabaceae.